AUGGAGAUAUUGGAACGCUUGCGGCGGUGGAUCCCGGCGCUGGGCAGAAGCAGCCACCGAUUCCAGCUGCUGGGUGGCUGUGUGUCCCUGGCGCCCCUGCAAGCCUCGGGCUCAGCCGCAGAGUCCAUUGCAAGCAGCAGCACCCCCUGCCUCGCCUCCUGCAGCCGCCUGGCUGGCCGCGCCGGUGCCAAGAUGAUCAGGGGCUGCCUUCUCCAGCUGGGACUCCUUAGCACCAUCACUGCUCAGCCAGAACAGAAGACCACGAAUCUGGUUGGCACGUACCACCAUGUCGACCGUGCCACUGGCCAGGUGCUUACCUGUGACAAGUGUCCAGCAGGAACCUAUGUGUCUGAGCACUGUACCAACACAAGCCUGCGCGUCUGCAGCAGCUGCCCCAGGGGCACCUUCACCAGGCAUGAGAAUAGUAUUGAGAAAUGCCAUGAGUGUAGCCAGCCAUGCCCAGGGUCCAUGGUUCAAAAAUUACCUUGUGCUGCCUUGACUGACCGAGAAUGCACUUGCCCACCUGGCAUGUUCCGGUCUCACGCUACCUGCGCCUCCCACACGGUGUGUCCUGUGGGUUGGGGUGUGCGAAAAAAAGGAACGGAGCUGGAGGAUGUGCAGUGUAAGCAGUGCCCUUGGGGUACCUUCUCUGAUGUGCCUUCUAGUGUGCUGAAAUGCAAAGCCUACGCAGACUGUCUGAGUCAGAACCUGGUGGUGAUCAAGCCUGGGACCAAAGAGGCAGACAAUGUCUGUGGCCCACCCCGAUCCUUCUUGAGCAUGAUUCCACCACCCCCUGGCACAGCCAUCUUUUCACACCCUGAGCACAGGGAAUCUCUGGAAGUCCCUUCCUCCACUUAUGUUCCCCAAGGCAUGACCUCAACAGAAUCCAACUCUUCUGCCUCUGUUAGACCAAAGGUACCAAGUGGCAUCCAGGAAGGGACCCUCUUUGACAACACAAGCUCAGCAAGGGGGGAGGAAGGUGCCAACAAGAUCCUCCUAAACCUCCAGGUCUUUAAGCACCAGCAAGGUCCCCGCCACAGACACAUCCUGAAGUUGCUGCCUAGCUCCAUGGAGGCCCCUGGGGGCGAGAAGUCCAGCACACCCAUCAAGGCCCCGAAGAGGGGUCAUCCCCGACAGAACCUCCACAAGCAUUUUGACAUCAACGAGCAUGUGUCUUGGAUGAUCAUGCUCUUCUUGCUGCUGGUGCUGGCGGUGAUCGUGGUGGGCAGUAGCUGGAAAAGCUCCCAGACGCUGAAGAAAGGGGCCCGGCAGGAUCCCAGCACCAUCACGGAAAAGGCAGGGCCGAAGAAAUCCAUGACCCCGACCCCGAACCGGGAGAAGUGGAUGUACUACAGCAAUGGCCACGGGAUUGACAUCCUGAAGCUUGUAGCCGCCCAGGUGGGAAGCCAGUGGAAGGAUAUCUAUCAGUUUCUGUGCAAUGCCAGCGAGCCGGAGAUGGCCGCUUUCUCCAACUGCUUCACUGAGGACCAAGAGCAGGCCUAUGCAGCUCUGCAGCAUUGGACCACCCGGGGGCCAGAGGCCAGCCUGGCUCAGCUCAUCAGCGCCCUGCGCCAUCAUCGACGCAACGAUGUGGUGGAGAAGAUUCGUGAACUGAUGGAAGAUACCACCCAGCUGGAAACGGACACACUGGCCCUCCCCACCAGCCCGGGCCCCUUAAGCCCAAACCCCAUCCCCAGCUCCAACACGAAACUUGAAAAUCCCAGCCUCCUGACGGUGGAGCCUUCCCCGCUGGACAAGAACAAGGAUGAGUCGGAACCGCUGCUUCGCUGUGACUCCACAUUCAACGGUUCCUCCACGCUGGGCAGGACCGGUUCCUUUAUUACCCAAAAAAAGAAGGACACAGUGUUGCGGCAGGUACGCCUGGAAGCCUGCGACUUGCAGCCCAUCUUCGAUGACAUGCUCCACAUCCUGAAUCCUGAGGAGUUGCGGGUGAUCGACGAGGUUCCCCAGGCUGAGGACAAACUGGACUGGCUAUUUGAGAUUAUCAGAGUUAAGAGCCAGGAAGCCAGCCAGAGCCUCUUAGACUCCGUUUAUAGCCAUCUUCCUGACCUGUUGUAG
Molecule: messenger RNA, 2079 nt
Organism: Echinops telfairi (small Madagascar hedgehog)
Lineage: Eukaryota; Metazoa; Chordata; Mammalia; Afrosoricida; Tenrecidae
Product: tumor necrosis factor receptor superfamily member 21-like
Exons: 2
Coding region: 1-2079 (692 amino acids)
Biological process (GO): oligodendrocyte apoptotic process; neuron apoptotic process; humoral immune response
Molecular function (GO): protein binding
Source: RefSeq, a predicted model, not a curated record